AUGGCCUCAACUUCAGUUCCCUCCACCUUACGUUUCUGCACAAAUUCCACUCCAUUUCUCCCUGCACCCAACAUUGCUCAUGAAUCUGGCCUAACAAUCAAGCUGUGGCGCCAUGCAAAUUUCUCACUCAAUAUUUCACAACCAAUACAUUUCCCUAACCUUUUCACCAAAACAACCCACGCGGCGGCGGUGGCCUGCUGCACCAACGAUGACACGGGGCCUCGAGAGGACUACAGAGCUCUUGAAACAGUGCUCAAGCUCUACGAAGCGAUCAAAAAUAAAAAUGUUAAUCAAGUCUCAGAUAUAAUAUCAGAAGAAUGCUCGUGCAUUUCCAACUUUGUUUCCGCCUUCCAACCUUAUCUUGGUAAGAAGCAAGUCAUGGUUUUCUUCUCAUCUCUAAUGAAAUACUUGGGGAAUAACAUUGAAAUCGUGGUGCAAAAGACAUCGGAUGAAGGGAUGGUGGUUGGUGUAUCCUGGAAACUAGAGUGGAAUAAGGCACCCUUGCGUCUCGGGAAAGGUUUCAGCUUCUAUACAUGCCAUGUUUACCACGGAAAGGUGAUGAUAAGGAAUGUGGAGAUGUUCCUGGAGCCUAUACUUCACAUGGAGCCACUAAGACUGGAACUGAUAACUCUGGUGAUGGCUGCCAUAGACAAGCUUAAUCCCCAGUUAAGGUUGAAGAAGAGGGCCAGAAAAGCAGUAAUCAUCUUGUUCACCCUUCUCUUCCUGGCUGCACUUGUACGUUCAUUCAAAUAACAGACCACGUCACCAACAACCCCAUGCUUCUGCAUUUAUAAUUUAGUAUAGCAUCUCAUUUUGUAUACCGGUAAGUCCUCUUAAAACUAAAAUUCAUCGCAAGAAAAGAAGGCAUUAGAAUUUAGAACUGGUUGGAUAAACAUGUGUGAUACAAGGGGCAUUUGAACACCAGCAGCGGUCAAGUGGGAAAGAAGGCAAAUAGAUUAACACCAUCCUAAACAAGCUACAGCAGCAUAAUUACAAAACAUUAUAGCCUACAUUCAGGAACCAAGUCGCACUACAACUAUAGUCGCUACCUGUGAGUGAUUCCAUACAUCUAAACAUUAGACAAAUCAAAAGAAACUAGGAUUACAUCUCCGUUUGGCAGCAUCAGUCAUGUCAUCAUAAACAACUAGCAAACUACAGCAUCAACAGACCUGCAAAAGUAGAACAAAAUUGGUGGUCAAUCGUUGUGCUAUCGUAACUCAAUGGUGUUAUUUCCUAGUGAAUUCCAUCAAGUAAAAUCAAAAGUUCUAAGCUGCUA
Messenger RNA from Salvia hispanica, 1276 nucleotides. NCBI's taxonomy places the organism in Eukaryota, Viridiplantae, Streptophyta, Magnoliopsida, Lamiales, Lamiaceae. The record is from RefSeq and is a predicted model, not a curated record.